AAUUCCAAUGAGGGUUAGAGGUAGGAAUCACCACGUGUGUCGAAGGAUGUUUGCGCAUGCGCUUUUGGGUGUUUAAAUAAAUCGAUUUUUUUCGAAUAAUAUGAAAUAUCCGACAAAAUUUAAGCUUUCAUAAUGAUAAAAAUACAUCAAUUAUUCAAGAAACCAAUUCAGCCAGGGUAUUCCAUGUUUUUUUAAAUAUUACAUUAUUGUAUGUAAUAGAGAGCCCUGGCAUACGCGCACCACUGGCGCAUCUGUUUCCCCCCUCUUGCAGCCGCCACACACUCCGUUGUCGUCGUUCAGGGUUGUAAUAUAGUGUAGCUGUAGGGUAGCUGCUGGGGGGGGAGGCUGUGUGCAGUUUUAUCACCAGUGAGGGUUACAGCCAGUAAUCCGUCAUUGUUAAAAAAAAAAAAAAAGUCAAUAACAAAAACAUGGCCAUUCAUAAUUUAUUUAAUUUAGACAAGAUAUAAUAAUACUCAAAGAUUAAUAUUGAAGCAAAUUUCUGCUUGACUUCCGGUGGCGUUUUUUUUUAUCAUUAUCUAUCCGUCAGUGUUUUAUUUAGGAUCCAUAUUUUAAUAGGAGUAGACGAUCAGGGCAAGGUUACUUUUCAAAGAGAAAUUUGAUUAGAAAUUAUGGCACCGUCCGGGCUCGAAGUGAUCCUCGUUGGAUUUAUACUCGUUCUUCCAUUCUUGUAUGAGACGAGUAAAACGUUUAGGUAUUAUUUCAAAUUCCUCAUGUAUUAUGGAAUCGUCAUGGUAAAUUCUAUUAUUCUCAUCCCCAUCAUGACAUUUCGGCCUGGAAAUGUCAAGAAUUUACUAUUAGCAUCUUCAUUGUGCCAUCAUAUCAGUACUCUGCUGGGUCUACGAUGGGAGUUGAGAGGUCGAGAACAUCUGGAGAAAGAGCGGGCCUGUAUCAUAGUCUCCAAUCAUCAGAGUUCCAUCGACAUUCUGGGAAUGUUUGAUAUUUGGCCAGUUAUGGAUAAAUGCACUGUUGUUGCUAAAAAAGAAAUUUUCUACUUUUGGCCGUUUGGACUUGCUGCCUGGUUAUGUGGACUAAUUUUCAUCGACAGAAUGAACUCUGAGAAGGCACGAAAUACUCUUAAUAGAGCUACGGAUAAUAUUAAAGAGAAAAAGAUUAAAUUAUGGAUUUUCCCUGAAGGCACGAGACACAACGAUGGUGAAAUUCAUCCUUUUAAGAAAGGAGCUUUUCACAUGGCUAUCAACUCCCAAUUGCCCAUUCUACCUGUCGUAUUUUCAUCUUAUUACUUUUUGAAUACAAACGAGAAGAAAUUCGAUCCGGGUCGCGUCAUCGUUACAACUUUACCCCCAAUUUCCACUAAAGGCUUGGGACCCAAAGACAUUGAAUCACUGAUGGCGAGAACGCAGUCAAUAAUGACGGAAGUAUUCCAUGUAUCUAGUGGCCAAGUCCAGCAAACGGUCUCAUGCAAACUCCAUUCUCAGUAAUACACAGAGAAUGCAUAGAAAAUCCGACGGGCGAAACCAAAGACUUGACUAUACAUUUUACAAAACAGCUUUUGAUAAUUUAUUAUUGAUGAUUCGAAGGGUGAUAUAUGCAGUGAUACGUACAACCAACGAUAAUUUCCAUGUGGAUAUAUUUCUUAUUUUCUUUUUUAAAUCUUGACUUAUAAUUUCAAAAGUACUCGUUAGAAUUAGUAUUCAACUAAUGGUAAUUUACAUGAAAGAUGAUUAUUGUCAUCUCGAAACUCAAAUUUUAUCGCCAUACUUUGUGUAUUCAGUAUUGUUCCUCUCUGAUGAUUUCUAUUUUGUUAUGACAAGUGAUAGCAAAUAGCAAGUACUUGGCUUUACAAGUAGUACUACUAGUGUGUAUUCAAAACAUUUCCAUCAACUUGAAUUUUACUUAUUUAUUAUACUCAUGUACUCAUUUUUCGAAUUUUAUACAAGUGGAUUGUUUGAAAUUUCAAUAAUUGAAUUAAAAUAUUAUUUGUAGAUGUGAAAAUGAUUUGUGUCCCAUAUUUUUUUGUUGGAUUAAAAGGGAUAAAGAAAGAAAAAACAUGAAUGACGACAAGAGUGAGCAUUUGUAAUAAAUAAAUUGCCACAUUCUGAAGAA
Diachasma alloeum is the source of this 2085-nucleotide messenger RNA. RefSeq names its product 1-acyl-sn-glycerol-3-phosphate acyltransferase alpha (gene Agpat1). Lineage: Eukaryota; Metazoa; Arthropoda; Insecta; Hymenoptera; Braconidae. Gene Ontology annotation, cellular component: membrane; endoplasmic reticulum. The transcript is spliced from 4 exons. Gene Ontology annotation, molecular function: 1-acylglycerol-3-phosphate O-acyltransferase activity. The record is from RefSeq and is a predicted model, not a curated record. Gene Ontology annotation, biological process: phosphatidic acid biosynthetic process. Bases 630 to 1460 code for a protein of 276 amino acids.